GUGCUGCGUUACCGAGAGCUGAUGGAGCCAGAUGAGAGAGGCAGGAGGCGAGCCCCUCCGGUUGCGCGUCAGCAUCCCCUCAAAUAGGAAUCCGCUGCUGUCACUCCUGCCCCACAUACUGAGAGACGGCCGCCUGGAACCCUGAAACAACAGUCUAAAGCGAAUUUCACUUGGCAUGCAGCUGUUUUUGCAUGUGAUGCCAAAGAAGAAGAGUCAGGGGAGGCUGUGAGAAGGCUGGAGCCUGGCAAAGAAUGAUAGUGAGGAUCAAAGCGCGCUGUCCCAGGAGAACUCAUCUGAAGAGCUGGCCGCGAGAGACCGGGAUGCUCCUCUAACGCACCAGGAGGCCAGUUUUCCUGAGCAGACGGAGUUUGAGCUCGAGUGGAAGUGAGUGAGUAAGCAAGAGGGAGUAGGUGUCAUGGAUGAUAAAGAUACAAAUGUCGUGGACCCGACCUACCAAAACUUGCUGCUUCUUGGAGCCAUCGCAGCGGCAUCGGCUUUUGUGGUCACCAUCCUUAUUGUCCUUGUCUGUGUUGGUUGCCAAAGAAAAAGCAAGAGCAAGCACCCCCCAGCCGGAGAGAAAGGGACAUCUGUAAAUAUGCAGGGUACCCUUCGACACCCAAAACUGAACUCCAUGAGCAAAUCUGACACCCGGCUGCAUGAGAUCAAUCGCUUUCCCUGCAAUGGAAACUCUGUUAGCAAGAGCCGUCCAGCCAGUAUGGACCUUCUGCUCCUCCACAGCCGGCGCUCACAGACGGACCUGAGGCCCUCCCAUGGGCGCCAGCUUCCACAGAUCCCCACCAGUCCCCAGGGAUCUGGCCAUGGGGGAGGAGUGGAGACAGGAGGGGAUGGGGUAGGAGGUGCAGGAGGAGGGGGGGGAGGGGGAGGAGGAGGGGGAGGAGGAGGGGAGGCUAGAGACCACACCUACACCGAGGUGGGCAUACGGAACAACCCCACCCCUACCCACUGUCUGGAUGACGGCCUUUAUGAAAGCGUAGGUGUCCGGGAAGGUGACUCAGGCCCCAAGGUACCCUCGGCCCCGCCCCCAACAUCAAACAACACCCCGGCUACAGUCAGAGCUGCCCAAAGUCCCCCAGCUCCAGCCAACGGAGUUCGCAAUGGGAACGGACAUGUGAAUGGGGGCAGAGGGAACGGCAGAGGAAAUGGCGCCAUUAACGGACCGAUGACAGGAAGAGGUAAUGGUGCGAGUGGGAUCAACAGGUCACCUCUGUCUUCUGUCAACUCCUUGGCCAUUCAAGAUCCAACCGCAGCUGAGUAUGCUUCCAUACGGAAAUUCAGAAAGGUCGACAAGACCAACAGGAAGGAAAAUAACGGGGGCGACAGCCAGUCAGACAGUCAAUCGAGUGUGAGUGAUUCACCCUCUACAGCUCCUCUUCCACUACAUCGCAGUCAGGAGUUUCUGCGCAAAGGACUGGAGCCGUUUCACCUGCACUCCUUCCCAAAGAUUGCAGACACCUACUCCAUUGUGUGUAAAACCCAGAAGAAGAAACCUCCCAUGGAAAACAACGGAUCAAAGACCCUCCCACGCUCCUUUGGUGGAGGUUCCCGGGGCAGAGGCCGAGGAGUUCAGGGCCAGGCACGUUCCCAGGAGGAGCCCUGCUAUGAGCCCAUAGGAGACCGGUCCUGGCCCACAUGUGCAAUGACCGAGUCUGACCCUGCGUACGCUACUAUCGACACCCACCGGAAACGGGAGCAAGCGGCAACCAGUAACAGCACAGCUGGGGGUUCUGCCACUCUGAAGAGAAAGAAGCAGACACCGCAGCAGCAGGCAGCACCAUCGGCACCUCAGAGCUCAGGACCCACCGCCCUGCCUACUAGAGGACUGCCUGGUGGGGAAAACUUCUAUGAGACCAUCAGUGAUGUGAAACAAGGGGGCAACAGCUCCAGCACCACUACCAUCUUCACCUUCAAUGAUGGGAUGGAGAUGUACGUCACUGGCCUGUAGCUGGCUGACAGGCGGAAAGGGCCCAGAACCCACUGGUACAGAGUCAUGAAAGGGACCCUCCUGUUCACCGGCCAACAGGUUGCUGUACAUACAGUAGAUACAAGGCCCUCUCUAGACAAACAACACGAGGAUCCAUUUUGUGAUGACAUCAGGUAUAAACAGGGUCUUAAUCCAGGUUCAGACUUCCCUUGAUUGGUCUGUACUUCAGAACCAGCUUAAGACUAGUCCAGCCCCAAUAUGGACCAAAUAUGUUUUAACAAAAAAAGAAAGAAAAGAAAACUAGAAUAUAUGUCUUCAACCUACUGUGUCACUGACCAUACUCACCUGUUUGUGCAUCAUUUUCCAUAAUAUUUUAUUUUUAUAUGAACACUGUACUUUUGAAAGAGUAUGUGGUGUAACUCACAUCCUGAGAAGAAUACACUUUAAUAUACAUUAAAAAAAAAAGUGCAUGCAUUGUGCAAACACACACAUGAGAAUAGACAGAAGUAGCAAGGUAUAUUGUAGGUAUAUUGGGAGUAUGAGGCACACUGUUAGCUGUCUCACACACACACACACACACACACACACACACAAACACACUUAUGGGGGACUUAUGUAAUAUAAGCAGAUGGAUGUCACAGAGAUUUGCAGUGCUUAGCUCUCCCUCAGCAAACAUCUGAAACCGGUUCUCUGUGUGGCCUGUUGCCUGGCAGACAGCAUUGUGGUGCUUUGUUCAAACAUAGGCCUAACUUUUAUAGACCUGCUUAAACACAGUUAAGUGAAGGCUAUAGUCCCCAUUUUACAAAUUACUAUCAUCAAUGUGCCCUAAAUGUAUUAGCAGUUUUCUAUCAAUUUACAGCCCUCAUAACUAUAAAAAAGUGAGUUUUGCCCAAUAAUGUAACUUUCAAUCCACGCUCCACUUUGACAAACAUCCGUAGCCUGAGGCAACAGAGGCAAAACACCCCUACACAGAUCCACACAUACUUGGCAGAGCCAUGCGGGGUAAAGCGAUCAGGUCAAGGUCAGUUUAGUGGGUUGUGCAAGAAUUUCCCCAGCGUGGUAUGGGUGAGAGAUUUCACAAUGCAAAACCUUAACUGUAUUACUGGGAAAAAUAAGAGAAGAAUAUUUUUUUUUAAAUAAGGAAACAAAAGAGUGUCCAAAAUAAUAAAGGAUGUUUUGUCCUGUGUUGGUAAUAUUUCAUGUCCUUUGGGCACUGUAAACAUCUGAUUUAAUGACUAUUAGAAUUUUGCACUGCACAGCUGCAAGGGUGUUUGGCUUAAUUGUGCAUUAACAUGCUGUAAAGGGUGUUUCUAAGUACAGUUCUGAUUUGCUCUGUAGUCGUAAGACAAAGCCGGAGCUCCCCAUAGCUCUACAGACUCAGGUCUGGUGGUUGAAAUAGCAACAGAGGGCUUAGACUCCAAGGAAAAUAAAGAGCUGGGCAUAAAGAUUAACAGCAAGUGUCCUUUGGCAGGUUGCCCCUCACCCUCUACCCACCCUCGUCUCCAGCCGCUUCUUCUCUUCUGUUUUAAACAAUGUCUUUCCCAUGUAGCUUUGGGGAACAGAAAGAACUGAGGAAGAAAACAAAACAUUAAAGGCUUAAUAAAUGUACAUAACGAUAAGAGGUGAAAAGGGAUACACACUGCUCACAGAAAUGAGGGAAGCAUUAGAAUGAUCUCACUGUGAGACAACCAUGCAAAGAAAAAACGGGUUUAGAAAGGUUGGUAACAUAAAUUUUAUAAAUGCUACUAUGUCAGAAAGUAUGUAAAAACGACUGCACUCUGUAUUUAAUGCACUGUUUAUUUUUUCUUACCUACUGAUAAUACCAUUGGUUGAAUAGCUCAUGCCACUGCCAUGAAAACAGUACGUUUAUGUUGUUGUUGCAACUUUUUCCUGCUUGAUCAAAAAAAGUGCAUGCUUCGAUAUAUGGAGAUGAAAACAAAUAUUGUGGUACUUAAUUGAUCUCUUGUUUGUUAUUUUGUUGCCAUGUGAUGCAAAGCAGCUUUCAGUUUUUUCUUUCCCAAAGCAGCAACUUAAAGGAGGAGGAGGGUAGAGAAAUAGAAAGAUAGAGAGAAGCCAUUGGGAGUUUAGAGGGUUGUUUAUCCUCUGCUCUGGGGGAGCAAGGAAGAGCGAUAGAGGUGUGGAGGGAAAAGAGAGUAUGAAAGAGAACAGAGUAUAAACCUGGAUGAGGAUCACUGCAAAUCAACAGAUCCAAAGGACCAUCUCACUUCUGACACACACACACACACAUAUACUGCAACUUUAAGCAGCAUAUGGGUGUUUCUAGGUUAGUGGAUGAGGCACAUUUGCGUCUGAUUGGUCAGCCCUUGCAUAUGCUCCCUCCCCCAGCUGUCACUGACCUCUCUUUUCUCUGAUUCACCUCUCUUCUUCGGUGUGCAGCGGAGGGGCCUUUGAUGUCCAGUUCUGAGAGCCUCAGCCUUCUUUUUUUUUUGUAUACUUUAUUAAUCCCGCAAAGGGAAAUGAUUUGAUAUAUGAUAUGAUAUGAGAGAGAGAGGGAGGGAGGGAGGUGGGGGGCAGAGGCAGCCUGAUAUCAACAAUGCACCAACGGCUCAUCUACUGUCUGAUAUGAGAAAUGGCUAACAGCUGGGUUGCUUAACAAGCUCUGUUGCAGCUUCCCUUAGACAAUGGCUGGAAAUCGCUAUCACACUUAAUUCUUUUUCUCUGCCUGUCACUUUUUGUCUCACAUUUUCUUUAUCCUGAGAAAAAGCACUGAUCCAAUAUAUUUUGUUGGACACUGUUAAAACAGUAUACACUGAUUGAGACAGAUGUUCAUUGCACAAACAAAUACAGUAUGAUGAUGUAAAUGUGUAAAAUACUCUGUUGCUGUUCUGAUGUUGUUCUAAUGUAACAUACAGUACACAGUAUAUUUGUUGAAAAAAAAAAAAGAUGGUUAUCACAGACACAUUGUACUUUUGUGGAUGCAAAAUGUUUCAUGCUUUCCAUGCAGAUACAGAUGCUGUUUGUCUUCAGAUAUAAUUAUGGGCCAAUACUGCUGUGACAGCUGUAGCCAAUGUUGUAUGUUCUUAAAGCACAGGGUUUAGUUUAAAAAAUAAUGAAUAUAAUAAAAUAUAGUGUGACAGUGCAGAUAUGCAAAAGAUUGUAAUGUUUUAUAUUAACCUUCAUAAAAAUAUUAAAGUGAGUUUUUACUUUUCUAAUAAAGUGGCACAUUAUAACGUG
This is a messenger RNA of Etheostoma spectabile (orangethroat darter), 5137 nucleotides long. Its product is annotated as eukaryotic translation initiation factor 4B1. The transcript has 8 exons. The record is from RefSeq and is a predicted model, not a curated record. Gene Ontology annotation, cellular component: plasma membrane; membrane raft. NCBI's taxonomy places the organism in Eukaryota, Metazoa, Chordata, Actinopteri, Perciformes, Percidae. The coding region runs from base 416 to 1963 and encodes 515 amino acids. Gene Ontology annotation, biological process: T cell receptor signaling pathway; intracellular signal transduction; B cell receptor signaling pathway.